AUGCAAGCCGUAGCAGUCUGUGGUGAAGUUAACCGCAACUCAAAAUUGAAGACACUGGCCCCCAUUUUAGAUGAUGGAGUGCUCAAGGUGGGUGGCCGUCUGCAUAACGCACUGGUUCCAGAAAAUCGUAAGCACCCGAUGAUUCUUCCCGCAAACCAUUUGUUCACGGAGAUGGUAGUAACCUACUACCAUCAGAAGCUUCUGCACGCUGGCCCACAGCUGAUGAUCGCUAGUCUUCGGGAACAGUUUUGGCCACUGAGAGUACGCAACUUGGCGCGGAAAGUGGUGCAAAGCUGUCUAAAGUGCUACCGUUGCAAACCGACCGUCCAAGAGCAGCUGAUGGGGGACCUUCCCAGCGAACGGGUGACUCCAACGUACCCGUUUUUAAAAACCGGCGUUGAUCUUUGCGGUCCGCUCUUCUAUCGUCACAUCGGACGCAAAACACCUCCGGUGAAAUGUUAUGUCGCCAUCUUCGUGUGCCUGGUCACAAAAGCGGUGCACAUCGAAUUGGUGGCAAACUUAACUACCGAUGCCUUCAUAUCUGCCAUGAAACGGUUUAUCGCACGACGCUCGAAGCCAGCAAUUAUCGAAUGUGACAACGCGAAAAAUUUCCAAGGAGCGUCCCGAGCACUGGCCGAACUUCUAACGCAAUUCAGAUCCCAGCAGCACCAACAUGCCAUCGUUUCCUAUUGCGUAGAAGAAGGAAUUCAGUUCAAGUUUAUACCCCCUUGCUCCCCCAACUUCGGCGGGCUCUGGGAGGCCGCCGUUAAGUCAUUUAAGAAACACCUCAAGUCAACCAUCGGUACAACGGUCCUCUACAAGGAUGAUCUGGAGACGCUACUCGUCCAGAUUGAGAGUUGUCUCAACUCCAGGCCACUCACCCAACUGUCCACGGACCCUGAAGACCUUGAGGCUCUCACGCCAGGACAUUUUUUGGUACAUCGUCCUCUAGUUGCUGCUGCAGAACCAUCAUUUGAAUCUAUGCCACAGAACCGGCUCGAUCGCUACCAGCAGACGCAGGAAUUUGUAAGAAGGAUAUGGAAACGUUGGAGCACGGAUUACCUUUCCGGUCUACUACCGCGUACUAAGUGGACUCGUCAGCGUGAUAACCUUGCUGUCGGGACAUUAGUGCUCCUGAAAGAAGAAAAACUGCCACCACUGAGAUGGUGCCUCGGUCGUGUCGUUCGAAUUUUCCAUGGCGAUGACGGGAAUGUUCGUGUAGUCUCGGUGAAGACGAAAAAUGGUGAAUUCACCCGUGCAAUUAGCAAGGUCUGCGUGCUUCCUAUCCAGCAGCCAGCAAGUGCUGAUGAGGAUGAUGUUCUCGCUGCAAUGUAG
This is a messenger RNA of Ochlerotatus camptorhynchus, 1335 nucleotides long. RefSeq lists its product as uncharacterized. The transcript has a single exon. The record is from RefSeq and is a predicted model, not a curated record. Gene Ontology annotation, molecular function: nucleic acid binding. The coding region runs from base 1 to 1335 and encodes 444 amino acids. NCBI's taxonomy places the organism in Eukaryota, Metazoa, Arthropoda, Insecta, Diptera, Culicidae. Gene Ontology annotation, biological process: DNA integration.